AUGGGUCAGCAGUUUCGGGACGAGACGCGUCAGUAUAUCGGUAGCAGUUUGGAAUUGAAUUCGGAACAAUCUGAUCAUAUUACCGACAAUAUCAUUAUUUGCGGGUUUAGUCCAAUAGCAGAUUUCAUCCGAGAAGAGUAUGACGAAGAACAUAGGCUCACAUUGGCAGAAGAGAUCAUGUUUGUCAUCGACAUGUCCAAGGUUGAACAAGAAAAUCGUCUUGGAACCGAUAUACCGUCAACCGACCAAUACCUGGCGUAUCGGCUCGGAACAAACUUGAUGGGGGUGAUAUGCGCUGCAACAGAGCUCUCCACGCACCUGCGAAUCCCUCGAUCAAUGACACGUAGUCCGUUGGUGAAGGACAUCUGGCACGAGACGAACCUUAUUAUCGCUGUCACCAAUGAUAUCCUGUCCCUCAAGAAGGAGAUUCAUAAAGGAGAAGUAUACAGCCUGAUACCUAUUCUCCUCAACCAGGCGAAAUCACCGCAAACCGCCAUCGACAUCUCAAUCCAGAUUCUCAAGGAUUCAUUUGCGGACUUGGACCGCAUUGAAGCUGAUAUUGUGGCAAGGUCUGAUCAAAUGCCUUUGAAAUUCUUGAUCGAAUCAUGCCGCCACUACUGCACGGGCUUCAUUGAGUGGAGGUUCGUGAGGCCUUUCCCAGGAUAUUGGACUGCCUUUAACGCUAGGAUAUAG
Molecule: messenger RNA, 693 nt
Organism: Aspergillus luchuensis
Lineage: Eukaryota; Fungi; Ascomycota; Eurotiomycetes; Eurotiales; Aspergillaceae
Product: terpene synthase family protein
Exons: 5
Coding region: 1-693 (230 amino acids)
Source: RefSeq, a predicted model, not a curated record